AUGAGCGCCCAAAACAACAAUCCGCCAGCUCCCAAGAAGGCAGGCCGACCGAAGCGAGAGAUUGAUGGCCGCCUGUUGGAGUCCAUUGAGGGGAUAUAUGCAGACAAUGCCGAGGUUACACUCGAGAUGGUCGCUGAGAUCAUUGGUGACGAAGAUCCUGUCGGCGAUGAAGGCUGGGACCAGGCUGCAGAGGAUCGUAUUACGGUCUCCUGGGAGAUGUCAUCGAGAAAGAGGUCAUCGGACAAAGUUGGCACGAGAGGGAACAAUGACGACCCUCUUCGCGAGCUUUGGCGAUUCUGUCUUCGUUUUAUGAAGCAGGCGCCCCCGAUCAUGCUCUCCCCAGUGAACAGCCUGCAGUUUAUGCCUUCACGCCAGAAGAGCGAUUUCGACAUCUCGACCGACCUUUUUACCCAGGCUGCCUGCGUGACAAUGGCACAACUGGUUGUUCACCCCCUAUGGGGUGGAAACUACCGUCCCUUCGUUGAUGCCUUGAUAUUCGCUGCUUUGUGCCGUGUGGGUGCCAAUACGAACAUCAGCUUGUCUCUCCGGUGGCCCCAUCACUGCCCAGUCAUCCAGGGGCUGAACGCCAAGCUUACUGAGGCCGCAAACAGUGGUCAGCCUUUGACUGAUACGCUGAAAAGGCUUCACAUCGCGGCAAGGGAGACUGUCCACAGACGUGGUGAUGUGGGCAAGGAAAGCGUGUUCUCGGAAGCACUCUUUUGCAUUGGGAAGAAUGUGGUUGCGGAGUCGCCUUCGGACGCUGAACUGGCUCAGCUUCAGCAAGGGAUUGUCCCUUUCCAGGGGAAAGACUUGAAAGCCAUCAAGAAAGCGCUUGAUGAUAUGAUUUCCACUGAUAGUCAAAUGCCGUACUCCGUGGAUGACAUCCAUGCUGCCUUCAAGCUUGUUGGCCAUCGCGGCGAAAUCCCUUCCAGGCAGCUGCUUCAGUCAUUGGACGCUCGCGCAUGCAAGCAGGUCUUUAGGAUAUCUGAAAGACCCGAGAGGUUUGGCUCUGUGAGCCUCCCAUCUGACUAG
Fusarium proliferatum ET1 is the source of this 1032-nucleotide messenger RNA. RefSeq lists its product as uncharacterized. The record is from RefSeq and is a predicted model, not a curated record. Lineage: Eukaryota; Fungi; Ascomycota; Sordariomycetes; Hypocreales; Nectriaceae. The transcript has a single exon. Bases 1 to 1032 code for a protein of 343 amino acids.